Symbiodinium necroappetens is the source of this 765-nucleotide messenger RNA. NCBI's taxonomy places the organism in Eukaryota, Dinophyceae, Suessiales, Symbiodiniaceae. The record is from the annotation of a GenBank genome assembly.
AUGGUGCGCCCAUGGAGCCUCAACUACCCCUACACGAUCCUGCGCAAGACCAAGGCCCAGCCGUACGUGUACCCCCUCUUCCGCUUCCUGUACAUGAUCCGCCGCAAGGUCAUGAUGAACAACUACACCCUCCUCAAGAUGAAGUACCGGGUUCGGGAGCAGGUGAAGAAGCCAUGGGGAGAAUGGAUGAUCGUGCUAGUGAACCUGAGCCCACCCUACUUGGGGGCAGCACGGGUGAUCGUGUUCUUCUGUCUCCGGGCGCACAACCAGGAGAACCAACACAGACUCAAGCACCUCCAGCAGGCCAGCUACACCAUCCUCUACCUGCACAACAAGAUCCUGCUGGUGACCGUGGUGUACCUUCCCUUCUACCAGACCCUGCAGUUGACCGUGGUGUUCUACCUCUACCUGUACAACCUGAUGCUGCCGUUCUACCUGGACUGCAUGAUCCUGCCGAAGACCAUGGAGCCUACCCUGCCGGUGACCAUGGUGAAGUUCCCCCUCUACCGCAACCUGCUGAUGGCCCUGGUGUUCUACCUCUACCUGUACAACAUCAUGAUGCUGCCUCUAUCGUUGACCCUGAUGUUCUACCUCUACAUGGAGAACCUCAUGCGGCUGCUCUACCUGGACUGCAAGAUCCUGUCGGUGACCCAGGCGCUCUGCCACUACCUGAACUACACCCACAAAGCGUUGAGCAAACCCCUCCAGUUGACGUUUGUGAUGUGGCCGCUGACCCAUAUGAUCCUCAACAAACCCUUCGACCUC